This is a messenger RNA of Salvia hispanica, 708 nucleotides long. RefSeq names its product early nodulin-like protein 7. Gene Ontology annotation, cellular component: plasma membrane. NCBI's taxonomy places the organism in Eukaryota, Viridiplantae, Streptophyta, Magnoliopsida, Lamiales, Lamiaceae. The record is from RefSeq and is a predicted model, not a curated record. Gene Ontology annotation, molecular function: electron transfer activity.
CUAUGAUUACACCACGCCAAAACUCCACAGAUUAACAUUAACCUCUGCAAAAUUUUGUUGAUCAAAAAAUGGCUUCUCCUAUGGUUUCCUGCUUCUCCACUCUGCUCCUACUAAUCAUCUCCGCCGCGGCGGACGAGUUCAAGGUCGGUGGCGACGAGGGCUGGCGCGAGCCCACUGUCGCCAACGAGACCGGCAUGUACAAAAAGUGGGCCGAAACCUUGAGAUUCCAUGUCCAAGAUUCUCUACGUUUUGUGUACAAGAAUGAUUCGGUUAUGGUGGUGGAGAAAUCGGGAUACUACCACUGCAACUCGAGCAAGCCGGCCUCGGUUUUCAAGGACGGGAACACGGUGAUCGGUCUCGAGCGAACCGGGCCGGCGUAUUUCGCGAGCGGAGAUCCGGGCCACUGCAAGAACGGGCAGAGGUUGCUCGUGGAGGUCGUGACGCUGCACCCGAUUUCCGGGUCGUCGCCCCGGGCACCGUCCCCGUCUGGAGCUGUGGGGUCCACAUCGGUUGUGGCUCAACUGGUUUUGCUCUAUCUUCUUGUUGUUGCUGCUGCUUCUAGUCAUGUUUAAGUUGGUAGUAUUAAUCUGGUGAAUUAGUGUUUUUGGAAAAUGUGUUUAUUUAACUUGUUUGUUGUAAUUGUGUUUUGAAUAUUUGAUAUGUGUUUUUUCGUUAUUGAUGGUUUUGUGCUGUUUGAGUUUGUUUUAA